AUGGCGGCGGCGGCCCGGGGGAGUGGCCGCGCAUCGGCGCCCCGGCUGCUUCUGCUUCUGCUGCUAGCGCUGCUGUGGGCCCCGGCCGGCGUCCGCGCUGUGCCGGACGAAGACCUUAGCCUUCGGAACAAGGAACCGCCGGCGGCCGCCCAGCAGCUGCAGCCGCAGCCGGCGGCCGUGCAGGGCCCCGAGCCUGCCCGGGCCGAGAAAGGAUUUACACCAGCUGCCCCGGUUCAUUCCAAUAAAGAAGAUCCAGCUACCCAGACAAAUUUGGGAUUUAUCCAUGCAUUUGUCGCUGCCAUAUCAGUUAUCAUUGUAUCUGAGCUGGGUGAUAAGACAUUUUUCAUAGCCGCCAUCAUGGCCAUGCGCUAUAACCGUCUGACGGUGUUGGCUGGGGCCAUGCUUGCCCUGGGCCUGAUGACGUGCUUAUCAGUUUUGUUCGGCUAUGCCACCACAGUCAUCCCCAGGGUGUAUACGUACUAUGUUUCCACUGCAUUAUUUGCCAUUUUUGGCAUUAGAAUGCUUCGAGAAGGCUUAAAGAUGAGUCCAGAUGAGGGUCAAGAGGAACUGGAGGAAGUUCAAGCAGAAUUAAAGAAAAAAGAUGAAGAAUUUCAACGAACUAAACUCUUAAAUGGACCAGGAGAUGUUGAAACGGGUGCAAGCACGACAAUACCCCAGAAGAGAUGGCUGCAUUUUAUCUCCCCCAUCUUCGUUCAGGCUCUCACACUGACAUUCUUAGCCGAAUGGGGUGAUCGCUCCCAACUAACUACGAUUGUUCUGGCAGCUAGAGAGGACCCGUAUGGCGUAGCAGUGGGUGGGACAGUGGGCCACUGCUUAUGCACCGGACUAGCAGUCAUCGGAGGAAGAAUGAUAGCCCAAAAAAUCUCUGUCAGAACCGUGACGAUCAUAGGAGGCAUCGUAUUUUUGGCGUUUGCAUUUUCUGCACUGUUUAUAAGUCCCGAUUCUGGUUUUUAACAAGCCGUUUUUUAAUUUGUAUUUAGUUUAAGAUAGGUAACUCUUGUCUUUAUGUACAUAGUGUGCAUUAUAACUAAAAGUGACGGAGAAGACAUAUUUUGUAGCGUUGAUUUGCCAGUUUGACCCAUUUAAAGAAGGUAUAAUGUCCAAAAGAAAUAAUCAUUGCUUCUGUUUGCAACAUGGAUUUUUAAAAGAAACCAGGUAUCUAAGUGUGGAUUUUUCUUUUCUCCAGCACAAUUAUGUUGAUAUGGUCACCUUUCUUUUAGUUAUUUGUGGGAGAGGGCAUACAUAGAACCAUUGUGCGAUGGGGUCUACCCUUGACUUUCUUUUAGUACUGACCCCUUUAUGAGGAAUAUACAUUUUAUCCUGGAUCACUGAGCUGUUUUUAAGAUGAUAACUGCCUUAACAUUUUUCUUGAGG
Puma concolor (puma) is the source of this 1395-nucleotide messenger RNA. It is a transcript of the gene TMEM165, whose product is annotated as transmembrane protein 165. The record is from RefSeq and is a predicted model, not a curated record. NCBI's taxonomy places the organism in Eukaryota, Metazoa, Chordata, Mammalia, Carnivora, Felidae. Gene Ontology annotation, cellular component: Golgi apparatus. Gene Ontology annotation, biological process: Golgi calcium ion transport; calcium ion transmembrane transport; Golgi calcium ion homeostasis. Gene Ontology annotation, molecular function: manganese ion transmembrane transporter activity; calcium ion transmembrane transporter activity.